Molecule: messenger RNA, 2085 nt
Organism: Trichomycterus rosablanca
Lineage: Eukaryota; Metazoa; Chordata; Actinopteri; Siluriformes; Trichomycteridae
Product: E3 ubiquitin/ISG15 ligase TRIM25-like
Exons: 8
Coding region: 1-1977 (658 amino acids)
Molecular function (GO): protein binding; zinc ion binding
Source: RefSeq, a predicted model, not a curated record
AUGGCUGAGUCCAAAAUGUUAGUAACUCAGGACGAGUUCAGCUGUUCAGUCUGUCUGGAAACACUGAAGGAUCCUGUAACUAUUCUAUGUGGACACAGUUUCUGUAUGGUGUGUAUUAAUAACUGCUGGGAUCAGGAGGAUGAUAAAGAAACAUACAGCUGUCCACAGUGUAGACAAACCUUCACUCCAAGACCUGUUGUGAGGAAAAACAUUAUUCUGGUAAAAGUUGUAGAGGACCUGAGGAAGAAAGAAUCCCAGGGUUCCCUUCCUUCUGGACCUGAUGAUGUGGAUUGUGAUUUCUGUACAGAGAGAAAAUCCAAAGCAGUAAAAUCCUGUCUGGUGUGUUUGGCCUCUUUCUGUGAAACUCACUUUCAGCCUCAUUAUCAAAUUCCUGCUUAUAGGAAUCACAAGCUGGUUAAAGCCUCCAGGCAACUCCAGGACCAGAUAUGCUCUCAGCAUAAUAAACUGCUGGAGGUUUACUGUCAUACUGAUCAGCAGUGUAUCUGCAUGAUGUGUACCAUGGAUGAUCAUAAAGGACAUGAUACAAUAUCAGCUGCAGCAGAAAAAACUGAGAAACAGAAGCAGCUGCUGGAGAUUCAGAGAAAAUUCCAGGAGAAAAUCCAGAACAGAGAGAGGGAACUUUGUGAGCUGAUAAACGCUGUGGAGUCUUACAAGUGUUCUGCACAGACAGCAGUGAAGAACAUUGAGAGGAUCUGUACUGAACUAAUCAAUUCAAUUAACAGAAGAUGCUCUGAGCUAAAAGAUCUGAUCAGAGAUCGAGAGACAGCAGAAGUAAGUCGAGCUGAAAAAGUCCUGAAGCAGGUGGAGCAGCAGAUUGUAGAGCUAAAGAGGAAAGAUGCUGAACUGGAGCAGCUUUCACACACAGAGGAUCCCGUCCAUUUCCUCCAGAAGCAGCUGCUGGAGAUCCAGAGAAAAUUCCAGGAGAAAAUCCAGAACAGAGAGAAGGAACUUUGUGAGCUGAUAAAUGCUGUGGAGUCUUACAAGUGUUCUGCACAGACAGCAGUGGAGAACAUUGAGAUUAUCUGUACUGAACUAAUCAACUCAAUUAACAGAAGAUGCUCUGAGCUAAAAGAUCUGAUCAGAGAUCGAGAGACAGCUGAAGUAAGUCAAGCUGAAAAAAUCCUGAAACAGUUGGAGCAGCAGAUUGUAGAGCUGAAGAGGAAAGAUGCUGAACUGGAACAGCUUUCACACACAGAGGAUCCCGUCCAUUUCCUCCAGAAUUUUCAGUCUCUCUCUGCUCCUGCUGGAUCUGCCGCCAUCACAAUCAGUCCUUUCCUCUCAUUUGAUGAUGUUACAAAGUCUGUAUCUCAGCUGAGAGAGAAAGUAGAAGAAUUCUGGAAAGAGCAGUGGGAGAAGAUACCAGAUGGAGUGAAGAAAGUCCGGAUUACUUCACCUCCUGAACCUGAAAUCAGAGAAGAUUUUCUACAAUAUGUUUGUCGGUUCACACUGGAUCCAAACACAGUAAAUAAAUUCCUCCGUCUGUCUGAGGAGAACAAAGUAGUGACCUGCAGUAGAACAUUACAGUCGUAUCCUGAUCAUCCAGAUAGAUUUGAUAUUUACCUCCAGGUUGUGUGUAGAGAGAGUGUGAGUGGACGCUGUUACUGGGAGGUUGAGUGGAGUGGGGAUGAUGGGGUUUGUAUUGCAGUGUCAUAUAACAGCAUCAGCAGGAAAGGACGUGGUGAUGAGUGUUUGUUUGGAUGUAAUAAUCAGUCCUGGAGUUUGUUCUGUUCUCAAUCCAGAUUUCUAUUCAGGCACAAAAACAGAAAGACUAAAAUUCCCAUAAUGCCGAGUUCCUCUAGAAUAGGAGUGUAUGUGGAUUAUGAAGCAGGAACUCUGUCCUUCUACAGCGUCUCUGAUACAAUGAAGCUCCUCCACAGAGUUCAGACCACGUUCACUCAGCUCCUCUACCCGGGGUUUUAUGUUUGUUUAGGAUCAAAAGUGAAACUGUCAGAUUGAACAAAUUAAAUGUAAAAUUUACAUGAAAGUGUAACAUUAAACUGUUGGAGUGAUUUUAGAAUCUGUGAGGCAGUGAUACAUUUAUGAAGAUUUUCUUUUUCAAUUUAU